GUGUCCAUUACAUAGCCUAUGCAUCAUAUUUCCGCCGGUUGAAGGUAUAUAAGCUCGCGAGAGCGGCCGAGAGGUCCACUGCAGUGAACAGAUUCGACCUGAGCAACCACCCCUUACCUUCAGAGAUCACCCUGAGCUAAAAACAAAUCAAAAUGGCAUUAGCAGCAUCCCUGAACGCGGCUGACAUCACUGCAGCCCUUGCAGCCUGCCAAGCUGCCGACUCUUUCAAGUACAAGGAAUUCUUCAAGAAGAUCGGCCUGGCUGCCAAGAGCGCCGAUGACAUCAAGAACGCCUUCAAAGUCAUCGACCAGGACAAGAGUGGCUUCAUUGAGGAGGAGGAGCUGAAGCUGUUCCUGCAGAACUUCUCUGCAUCUGCCAGAGCUCUGACCGAAGCCGAGACCAAGGCCUUCCUCGCAGCCGGCGACGCUGACGGCGACGGCAUGAUCGGCAUGGACGAGUUUGCCGCCAUGGUCAAGGGCUAAAUGAAGAAGUGACCAACAUCUUACUUCACUACUCUAAAGGAACAACUUGAGCCAAGACAUACUCCUCCUCUCCUCUUCCCCCCUCUCCUCUCUCUCUUUUCAACUCUCCACACCAGUUUUAUACAUUUGCCCUCCCCCCCCCCGGACCGUAACCCCCCCUGCAUCUCUCUCUCUCCCCCCCCCCCUCUGGCCCUGCUAUGUCCAUGAUGAAUGUACCUGGUUGACUUGUGUCUCUCUCUCUCGCUCUCGCUCUCAUUCACUCCUGUCCUUGUUUCACUAUGUGAGAUUUGCUUACUGUGAGAUCAGUGAUGAUGCACUUUUAUGGGAAACGGACAGACGAUGAGAAAACAAUAAAGGUUCUUUUUCAAUAAG
Molecule: messenger RNA, 854 nt
Organism: Gasterosteus aculeatus aculeatus (three-spined stickleback)
Lineage: Eukaryota; Metazoa; Chordata; Actinopteri; Perciformes; Gasterosteidae
Gene: pvalb3
Product: parvalbumin 3
Cellular component (GO): cytoplasm
Molecular function (GO): calcium ion binding
Source: RefSeq, a predicted model, not a curated record